Ambispora leptoticha is the source of this 2228-nucleotide messenger RNA. NCBI's taxonomy places the organism in Eukaryota, Fungi, Glomeromycota, Glomeromycetes, Archaeosporales, Ambisporaceae. The record is from the annotation of a GenBank genome assembly.
AUGGAUGAAAAUCAAAAAAAAAUAACUCCGCACAAAAUCCGUAAUUUUUCGAUUAUUGCUCAUAUCGACCAUGGUAAAUCAACCUUAGCGGACCGUUUAUUAGAAAAAACCAACUUAAAAAACAGCAAUAAAUCUUUUGAAAGAAUACUGGAUAGCCUUUCCUUAGAACAGGAAAAAGGCAUUACCAUUAAACUAAAUGCGGUUCAAUUAUACUAUCCUCCGGAAAGCUCCGAACCUUACAUUUUUAAUUUAAUUGAUACACCCGGGCAUGUGGAUUUUAUGUAUGAGGUUUCCCGUUCCUUGGCCGCUUGCGAAGGAGUAAUAUUAUUGGUGGAUGCGGUAAAAGGUAUUCAAGCUCAAACUCUCGCUUAUUACGAAAUUGCUAAAAAACUUAACUUGAAAAUUCUGCCGGUAAUUAAUAAAAUUGACUUACCACACGCUCAAUUAGAGACCAUUAAAAACCAACUUAUUGAACUACUUAAUUGUCAGGGGAGUGAUAUUUGUUUAAUUUCGGCUAAAACUGGCAAAAAUAUUGAUUUCCUUUCCUUUCAGACUAAUGAAUCCACGGUAGGAAAAACUCAUUUCAUAGGAGGACACAAACAUUUAUGUUGUAGUUAUAUCAGGAGUGGUUUCGCUCCUCUCAACCAUCCAUUUCCUCACUUACUGGUUCCCGGCGAUAAUUCAAUUUUAACUAAUAGCAUUAUCAAUAACCCAGACGGUGGCGAUUUUUUCACCAUUCCUUUUUCGGAUUUGAAAUUUUGCCCUUCUUUUCUAAAAAAAGGCUCCCCCAUCCAAGAUGCCUUUUUGGUUAAAAAUACCAACCGGGUGAAAAAAAUAACUGAAAAGGAACUUGGUUCUUUCCAAAUUAUUACUUUUAAGGUGCUGAACCAAAAGAAAAUUAAAGAAUCUGCUCCGGGGACUUAUCGACAAGAACUAGAAAUUGAGCCUUUUUCCCUGGGGAUUGAGGGAUUGCCAGAAAUUUCGAAAAUUAUUUUUUCUUUCGGCUAUGGCCAGUCCCUCGAAAGCACCCCCGAUUCAUUAAUGAAAACUAAAUUGUAUAACAGUGAUAUUGAUAAUAAGAGCGACAGUGUUUUAACUUUCUCCGGUUCGAACGAAUUUGAUGUAGAUAAAAAUAAUAAUUGGCGGAGUGAUAGUAAUUUUGGUCGUUUUAGUAUUAACUAUUGGCUUUCUGGUGGUGAAAAAGAGAAAAAAAACAUAUUAAAAAUAAAAAUGAAACAAGAACCAUUAAAAGCCUUAAUUUUUGAUCUGCUUUAUAACCGCUAUUAUGGGGUUAUUAUUUAUGUCCGUAUUUUUGAAGGAGAAUUGACCAAAGGACAAAAAAUUAAGUUCUAUACUAAUCAACAAAAAGUUUAUCAAGUCGAAAGAGUGGGAGUAAAAACCCCGAAAGAGACCUUAAAAGACAAGUUAAUUGCAGGAGAAAUUGACAACCAUAUUUCGCCCUUAGAAGGUUAUCAAGAAAUAAAUCCUAAUGUUUACUCUAAUUUAUACCCCAGUGAUAGUUCUCAUUAUAAAGAGUUUAAAAAAUCUUUGGAAGAAUUACAAAUCCAAGAUAGCAGUUUAAGUUUAGAGGCAAUUGACUCCCAACUACUUGGCCCUGGCUUCCGUUGUGGUUUUUUGGGUUUAUUGCAUCGGGAAAUCAUUUGCGAAAGACUACAAAAGGAAUUCAAUUGCGAAAUCAUUACCACUCCACCCAGCAUUACUUACCGAGUUAUUUUUUCUAAUGGUGAGAUUUUGGAAACUAAUAACCCCCAGAAAAUACCGACUAAGGACAAAAUUAAAAAUAUUGAAGAGUUAAUUAUUAAUUUGGAAAUUACGACACCCCAGGAGCAUUUAGGAGACAUUUCCCAAUUGUGCCAAAAUAAACGAGUUCAUCGUAAUUUUGCUCAUGGACGAGCCAAAUUAAUUUGUGAAAGCCUAAAAAAAACCCUUAAUCAGCAAACUUUUACGGUGCCAAUCCAAGCCUGUAUCGGCAAUCAAGUAAUCGCUCGGGAAACUUUAUCUGCUUUGAAAAAAAAUGUUAUAUCCAGAAUCCAUGGCGGAGGGAGUGAUUUGACAUUUGGAUACAAAGACUGCGACCAAAUGAUUAGGGGUAAACCUUAUCAUGCCGACAUUGAUAAAAAGCGAAUGAGGACUGAAAUAACUAUGUUAAAAAUUUACCUGAUGCCAGCAACUAAAAAUAAAGCAUAUGACAAGCCUAAUAAUAGAAC